Messenger RNA from Arabidopsis arenosa, 1613 nucleotides. Lineage: Eukaryota; Viridiplantae; Streptophyta; Magnoliopsida; Brassicales; Brassicaceae. The record is from the annotation of a GenBank genome assembly.
AAAACAGAGAAAGUAAAUUCUUUUUUUUUCUUCUCCUUAAUUACUUCUUCUACAGAUAUAUCUCAAUCUUUCAGAGCACCAUGGAUCGUUGUAUCUAUGGUUGCUCCGUCAUUACUAUCUUCUUCUUCUUCCUGCUCAAUGCAUCCGCUCUCGAAUCGGGUCACCACAACAUAACCGGGUCGGGUCAAAUCAACUCAAACUCCGUCCUUGUUGCUCUUCUCGACUCUCGUUACACUGAACUCGCCGAGCUCGUUGAGAAGGCUCUUCUUCUCCAAACCCUCGAAGACGCCGUUGGUCGUCACAAUAUUACUAUUUUUGCCCCACGUAAUGAAGCACUCGAGCGUGACCUUGACCCGGAUUUUAAACGGUUCUUGCUCCAACCAGGUAACCUCAAAUCUCUCCAAACGCUUCUAUUGUCUCACAUUAUCCCCAAACGAGUCGGUUCAAACCAAUGGCCUGAGGAGAAUUCGGGUCGGGUCAAACACAUCACGUUAGGGCAUGACCAAGUGCUGCAUUUGAGUAAACUCAAAGGAGCAAAUGGAAAGAGAUUGGUGAAUUCCGCUGUAAUUACCCGACCCGAUGAUUUGACCCGACCCGACGGGUUGAUCCACGGAAUCGAACGGCUUUUAAUUCCUCGCUCCGUUCAAGAAGAUUUCAACCGACGGAGAAAUCUCCGAUCAAUCUCCGCCGUAUUACCCGAAGGAGCUCCGGAAAUUGAUCCGAGAACCAACCGUCUCAAGAAAUCCGCCACCGCCGCCUCAGUACCCGCCGGAUCUCCACCAGCGCUUCCGAUUGAAUCCGCUAUGGCUCCAGGUCCGUCGCUAGCCCCGGCUCCGGCCCCGGGACCAGGAGGUGCGCACAAACACUUCAACGGCGAUGCUCAGGUCAAAGAUUUUAUCCACACAUUGUUACAUUACGGCGGAUACAACGAAAUGGCCGAUAUACUGGUAAAUCUGACGUCACUGGCGACGGAGAUGGGUCGAUUAGUGUCGGAAGGUUACGUCCUCACCGUGUUAGCUCCAAACGACGAAGCUAUGGCGAAAUUGACGACGGAUCAGCUUAGCGAGCCUGGAGCUCCGGAGCAAAUUAUGUAUUAUCACAUUAUACCGGAGUAUCAAACCGAGGAGAGUAUGUAUAAUUCGGUUAGGAGAUUUGGGAAGGUGAAGUAUGAAACGCUGCGUUUUCCUCACAAGGUUGGGGCUAAAGAAGCUGAUGGCUCGGUAAAGUUUGGUUCUGGUGAUCGGUCGGCGUAUCUCUUUGAUCCGGAUAUUUACACCGACGGUCGAAUUUCGGUUCAAGGGAUUGAUGGUGUAUUGUUCCCGGAGGAGAAGGAAGAAGAGACGGGUAAGAAAACGACCGGUCCGGUUAAGAAAGUUGUUCAGCCAAGAAGAGGGAAGUUGCUGGAAGUAGCAUGUAGAAUGCUUGGAGCUAUUGGCAAGGACUCAUAUCUAAGUAGGUGCUGAUGGAUUCACAAACCCAAAGAGAUUACUGAAGAAAAAUCUCUCAAGUGUUAUUGUAAAACACAUACAAAAGGUUCUUUGGAGAAGAAUGUAAGAUUUGGAGGAAGAGCAAAAAAAACAAAAACAAGAGAGGAAUAACAUCAAUGUCCAAAA